AGUAUGGAAUUUAAAAUCUUAGCGUCUGCUCGAUUACCAAAUAAGUUGAUUUAUUAGAAUUUUAUUGUUUCUAUUCAAGGAUUUUGUAAAUUCUUGACGUUUUGUGUUGAUAUAUUUUAAUCUCACCGUGAUAACUGAUUUACGACACCGAUUUUAUGUACAAAUUGUAUGUGAAAACGAAAAAUCAAUGAAUACUAAAAAAACACACAUCAACAAACAGACCAUGAAAAAAUCGAUGUAAACAAACAGCAGAUCACAGAUUUCUGAAGAUGGAUGUUGAACAGAGAAAAUUUUUCAAUGAUUUUGUGUGUAAAGUAAAAGUUUUUGAUAAACAGCAAUGUGUACGGUGUUUUAAUCUAUUUGAUAAAAACAGAGAUGGGUAUUUAGAUGGAAAGGAAUUAGAUAAUCUUUUGUUAGCAGUUUUCUCUGAUGGUACAGAAUCCUACACUGUUAAUUCUGACUAUAAGGCUGAACUGUUAAAACUGCUAGAUCAAGAUCAGGAUGACAGAUUAAGUAAAAAAGAUUUUCUGGAAACAUGCUUUUAUUGGUUGAAACAGAUAUUACAGCCAGUAUCUGCUUUGAUAGUGGUUGAUGUGCAGAAUGAUUUUUUAGAUGGUAGCCUUGCCCUUCGUAAUUGUCCUGCUGGUCAAGAUGGCCUUGGGGUCAUUCCAGCCAUUAAUUCCGUCCUUGACACCGUCAACUUUGACCUGGUUGUGUAUACAAGAGACUGGCAUCCAUCAAAUCAUAUAUCAUUUAUAGACAAUAUAGAUAAACGAAAACUACACUCAACAAAUAAGAUCUUGUGUUCAGAGGCCAAACCUAUGGAUACUGUGAUAUUUGAAGGUCCACCCCCAACUGUACAGAAACUCUGGCCAUCACAUUGUAUUCAGGGUUCAUGGGGAUCAGAGUUACAUACAGAAUUGAAGAACACAGAUGGUGGUAUCAUAGUUAACAAAGGAACACAUCCCAAUGUGGAUAGUUACUCAGCAUUCUGGGACAACAAUAGGCAAUCCCAAACAGAUCUGGUCAAAAUAUUGUCAAAACACAAAGUUACUGAUGUGUAUGUGUGUGGUGUAGCAUAUGAUGUAUGUGUAGGGUUUACCUGUUUAGACGCUGUAGAACAUGGAUUUAGGACAGUACUAAUUGAGGAUGCCUGUCGAGGUGUAGAUCUGACAGAUAUAGAUGAAAUGAGGAAAAAUCUGAAGACCAAUGGUGCUGUCAUUAGUCAUUCCUGCAAGAUUAAAGAUCUUGUUGAAGCUCAUGACCGACCACCUCAACUUGGGUUACAGACUGCCAAAAAUGUGGCAUUGGCCAGGACCCUUGUAGCAGAGGGAAAAGUAACGUGACCAGACCUUCAAUGUGUAUUCUAGUCAACAGAAAUGGAUUAAAGUCAUAUGUGUGUCACAUGACCAUCACAUGACAAGUCAUGAGACAGACUGUUUGUUGUUAAGUUAAAUUAUUCAUUGUAUAUGUAUUAUGAGAUGCACAAAGUUUAAAAAUAUACAUUUCUAUUUAAAGACAUUAUAACAAGUGUAUUCCAAUGCUAUUUUAUAUAUUUUCAGUAACUAUCCUCUGACAAUUUUUAAGUUUUUGUUUAAAUCUGAAAAUUCUACUGUAAAUAUAUUGUACUGCUAAAGGUAUGAUACAGGCAAUACAUUAUUUGUGAUAUUAUAAAGUGAUCAUUUCUAUUCUAUAUACUCUAUGACUUCUAAGUUUUGUACUUAAGCUUACUACUAACAUUAUAAGGUUUAUUUGUUCUAUAAGUAUAUAUAUUAUGGAUUUUGUCAAUUACAUAUACUUAUCUGAAGUAGUAUAUAAUUGUUUAGGGGUCAGCUGAAGGACCCCUCCGGGUGCGGGAAUUUCUCACUACAUUGAAGAUCUGUUGGUGACCUUCUGCUGUUGUUUUUUUCUGGUCGGGUUGUUAUCUCUUUGACACAUUCCCCAUUUCCAUUCUCAAUUUUAUUAUCAAAUAUCAUUGAUGUAUUCUGGACAUUAAAAAAAACUGCCACUCAUGGGAUUGUAUGUAUAUAUAUAUAAGAUGGUUUCAUAUCCUGUCAAACAAAUUAAUUUGUUUUGUUAUAUCUGCUAUUUUCAUGCCCCACCUACGAUAGUAGAGGGGCAUUAUGUUUUCUAGUCUGUGCCUCCGUUUGUCCGUCUGUCCGUCCGUCCCGGUUCACGUUAAAGUUUUUGGUCAAGGUAGUUUUUGAUGCAGUUGAAGUCCAAUCAAUUUGAAACUUAGUACACAUGUUCCUUAUGAUAUGAUCUUUCUAAUUUUAAUGUCAAAUUGUUUUUACCAAAUUUCAAGGUCCACUGAAUAUAGAAAAUGAUAGUGCAAAGUCAGGUUAAAGUUUUGGUUAAAGUUUUUGGUCAAGGUAGUUUUUGAUGAAGUUGAAGUCACAUCAACUUGAAACUUAGUACACAUGUUCCUUAUGAUAUGAUCUUUUUAAUUUUAAUGCCAAAUUAAAGUUUUGACCCCAAUUUCACGGUCCACUAAACAUGGAAUAUGAUAGUGCGAGUGGGGCAUCCUUGUACUAUAGACACAUUUUUGUAUUAUUUAUUUUGAAGAAAAAAUAUCAGUAGAACAUCAAGUUUCUACUGUCUCCAUAUUAAACAAACAAUUUCAAGAUGAUAACUUGUGGUUGCUUUGGGGACUUUUUAACCUUGCAACAUAACUAUCUUCCAUUAAAUGUCAGGUCCAGAUCUAGUUUUCACUGUUUUCACUAUUGACAUUCAAAAGUAAUGCCUCUUACAUAGAUCCAUUGAUACAGAACGCCAGUACUAUAAGAUGUUAUUUUAAAAAAUAACUAUCCCACCGAAGGUUCAUUUUCUGUGUAUACUUUGUCUACCUCCGACAAUAAAAAAGCUGCCCUGAUAUUGCAAAAUCUGCUGAUUGUGGUGUUAAACACCAGAAGUCAAUCAUAUAGAGAAUAAGGACUAAGUCGUCAACAAGAUUGUGUGGUCAUACAAAAAUGCAAAUGUGUGUGAAGUAAAAUUUAAGGUGGUAGCCAACACUUUCACUAAAAUUUAUUUGGCUCGUUUAAUUUACAUUAAAUUUGGUCAAAGUACCCUUGAACAAAAAUAUAAAAAUUUCAAAAAUUUUGAACCUACCGUUUUGUCAGAAAAAUUUCACUGGUUAUAUAGUAGUUUGACAAACACCAAUUUUGAUCAUUGAGAAGCUUAAUAUUUCUUUUACAACACAACGUAAUUAAAACAUUUAGCUGAUUUUACAGAGUUAUCUCCCUGUAGUGUUAGGUACCACCUUAAGAACAAAAUAAUGAAAACUCUUUGUUUGAUGCAUUUGAAAAGUAACAUUGUCUUUGUUCUAAAAUGGUUGUUUCUAGAUGUCUGUCUGUAUUUCAUCUUAAAAAUGCAUGAUCUUUCUGAUUCUAAUUCUUUUCAGACAAUGCUUUAAGAAUUCAAUCAUAGCUAGUUACAUUUAGAUACUAUUUCAUAAUUUAUUUAUCAAAUAUUAUUAAUAUACAGAAUUUAUAAUAAAAAACUUGUACGGUGAUUGUCAUUUUAAAAAUUAUUGUAGAUCUUGAGUGACUGAAAUCUCAUAUUUUUUUAUAGAGAGUAUUUUUACAAAAUCCAAACAAAACUCUGUUUAAUGGUCUUUGUACAAAUACCAUAUUUCUUUUUAUUAUUUUACAAAAUUGCUUUUGUGAUACUUAGGUUGUUAAUAUUAAAAAAAAAAGAGAGUAGCAUGCAUUUCAGUAUAGUAAUUUGUUUAUAUCUUGAAAUAGAAAUAUGUUUUUUUUAUUUCUUUUGUAACUGUCCAUAUUACACAAAAUAAGAUUACAUACUGUCUCAUUUUUUUAAACUUUUCAUAUACUUUCUGCUAUAUUUAAGAACUACUGUAAAAGGGGGAGUUGAAUAUUAGAUUUUCCAAAGCAUUAUUUCAAUCAUUGCAUUGUAAAAUUUGGAAUAUUGAUCUUAUUGGAAAUUUUGUUUUGUAUUAUAAGAUAAAGUUAUAUUUUUUUUAUUUGUGUUUAUAUUAGUACUGAAAAAUGUAUUGAAGAUUUUUUUCGGGGCCUCUUUGAACAAAUGGUUUAAGUUGUUCAUCUAUAGUGAUCACUAACCUGUUUACACUGAGGUUGUGAUUUUGAAUUCUGCUGGUUGUAAGGUGCCUUCAACUCCAAUCUUAAUCAACUCCGAUUGCUAAUUUUCCUGCCCAAGGCUGAUUGUUUUUUCCCGGUACUCAGAAUCAAAUCAUCAGAAAAAUACUGGUUGUGCUAAAAAUAGUGUUUAACACUUACAAUCAAUUUAUUAUUAAUUUUUCAAGGGUUUGAAAUUCUAUAUUUUGUGGAAUAAUUGUUUCAAAAAGGCUUUGAAUGAAUCUGGAUACCAAGCUAUAUGAAAUUUGUAUUACCUUGAAGACUUUAUUGGUAGCUGAACAAUAUCAAUAGAAUCUACAUUUUUUUCACACAAAUAAUGAUAAAAUCAAAUGUUCUCAAUUUAGUUAGAAUCUCGAUUAUAUUAAAAGAACCGUCCAUGUUCCAAAUAGACAUUUUUUAAGCUUUAAAGUCACAAUAAAGAACCAUUAUAUUUAUCUUUAUUGGUUAUUUAUAUAUAACGUUUUGACUAUUAUUUUUACACCAUAUUGAUCUGAAAUGUUGUUCAAAUGACACCCUAGAGUCACAAACGAUAGAUUUGAAGUUGUACACCUGUAGAGGAUUUUUUGUUCAAACAUUUGUGAAGCUGCAUUUACAAUACUAUUUUUCAUUUAUACAAAUGUAUUUAUGAUUGUUAUUUUAUCACAUUUUUUUCUGAAUUUCUGUGAUUUUUUCACUGCAUUUCAUAAACUUAUGGAUACUGUAAAAUUGCUAAAAGUGCUAAAUUGUAGUUGAACAAAAGUUUACCAUUCUUUUGUAAGUUUGUUUUUUCUUAUCUGAAUAUUUGUUAAUUUUUGUGGUCACUACAAGGGCAGGUUCCCUGGUUCACAUAUUGUUGGUUUCUGUUGUUUUCAAGAAAUCACUGCUGAAUAUCAA
Messenger RNA from Mytilus trossulus (common blue mussel), 4988 nucleotides. RefSeq lists its product as uncharacterized. NCBI's taxonomy places the organism in Eukaryota, Metazoa, Mollusca, Bivalvia, Mytilida, Mytilidae. The transcript has 8 exons. The record is from RefSeq and is a predicted model, not a curated record. Bases 270 to 1346 code for a protein of 358 amino acids. Gene Ontology annotation, molecular function: calcium ion binding.